AUGGCCCAGCCAAAUGGGCCACGUAAAAGCGGCGCAACGAUGAGUUCGUACUCUCCGGGUUUUCCUCAACCAGGCUCUCCACCUCCAUUUUCCGGGGGCUACGCACCGUCCACUAUUUACUCAGUUAUGGUCACAGAAAAAGAAAAAAAAAUCAGAAAAUGCAUGAAUCACGCACUUUUCCACUAUUCCACGAAAAUUGUCAUGUGGCUCUUUUUCGGGGCCACAAAUUUAGCGCCUGUAAAUCCUCCUCUAGGAAUGAAUCCACAUGCGACUUAUGGAGCGCCUUUUUACACGACGAAUCCUAGUGGGAUGAUGCACACUGGAAUGACACCAAAAUCGGGAAAUACAAGACGAGGCAACACAAGUCGGCCAAGCGAUGUCGUUUGCUGCGAUCAGACAUAUGCAAAAUCAAAGCAAGGGAUUUUCAAGCUGGUGAUGUUGAUCGGUAGCUUCAUCGCUUGGGUUUGCUGCGCUACUACUCCUUAUGUCAAGAGAAUCUACCCAAUUGGCGGUGUAACAUGGCCCUUCCACAUGGUCAUGUUCUUCACCGUCACGGCGAAUCUCGCCUUGAUCGUCGUCUACGCCAUAUUUACCUCUGGAUACCACAGACGUCGCAAGCGCAAACCAUGGCCAACUUACGAGUUGUAUUUCAACAUUUGGCUCAUUUGUUGGUUCUUCAGCGCGGCGAUGAUUGAAUCGUUUCAUGCUUGGCGAUGGCAUUAUGGGCCCUACACGGCGGCGAGUUAUCCAGGAAUGGACACAAACAAGUACUCCCACACAUCAUACAGUCAGCCUCAAUCGAAUGUUCCAACAUCGUACUACUCCGGCUGGGACAUGAAAGUUUGGUGCCAGCGAUAUCCGGCCGAUUGUCAGCGAAGAAUGAACGCAGCUCUGUACUACAAUCCCUGGUGGCCGACUCACAUUUGGAUUUGCAUCAAUCUUUGGAUUCUAGUGAUCGUUUCUAUCGUCGCGACAGUGUAUGCAUGGAAAGUAAACAAGAUGUACAAAGAUUUCAUCGACGGAGUGAACGAGAAAGUGAAAGAUAUGUCGACCAAGAAAGACAUCAACACAAACUACAUGGAUCAAAUGCUUUCCAAGCUCUCAAAACCAAAGAAAAACGCAAGCGCGUCCUCUCAGAAAUCGCUUCUUUCGAAAAAAUCGACAACAAAACCGCGAACAUCCUCUUCCAACGAAUCCAAAGAAAAGCUUCCGCGAACUUCAUCGGCUUCCAAAGAACGCAUCAAUUCUACUUCGACGAAAAAGCCAAGAAUGAGCAGCUCCCAUUCCAGACGCCCUUCUGUAAAUGACACUAUUGAAAUAUAA
Molecule: messenger RNA, 1323 nt
Organism: Oikopleura dioica
Lineage: Eukaryota; Metazoa; Chordata; Appendicularia; Copelata; Oikopleuridae
Source: the annotation of a GenBank genome assembly